Molecule: messenger RNA, 5122 nt
Organism: Tribolium castaneum (red flour beetle)
Lineage: Eukaryota; Metazoa; Arthropoda; Insecta; Coleoptera; Tenebrionidae
Gene: Nup98-96
Product: Nucleoporin 98-96kD
Exons: 10
Coding region: 193-5049 (1618 amino acids)
Biological process (GO): RNA export from nucleus; telomere tethering at nuclear periphery; protein import into nucleus
Cellular component (GO): nuclear pore; nuclear pore cytoplasmic filaments
Molecular function (GO): RNA binding; structural constituent of nuclear pore
Source: RefSeq, a predicted model, not a curated record
GUGGCGCCACCGCUUUUUACAAUAAAAACAAGAUGGUUGUCGUAAAUAAAAUUUGCGGUAGUUUAACCGUCUGUUGUGUUUUUGUGGCAAAAUAUUAGUAAAAACCGUCGUGUUUUAAUGUGGUGUUAAUGAAAAUCAAUCGCUGCAUCUCCUGUGAUUUCUAUGGAUGCCUAACCAAUUGUGGUCGUAAAUAUGUAUCCCAACUUUAUGAAUAAGCCAGCAUUCAUGAAUAACCCACCGAAUUCAACUUUUGGGGCGUCCACUUCGACUUUCGGACAACCUGCCCCCAACACCUCUAUGUUUUCAUCAAUGCAGCCCUCGAACAUCUUCCAGUCUGCGAGCACCUCGUCCUUCGCAUCGGCGCCCACAAGCCAAACCAGCUUCGGCACAAAUCCCUUUGGCCAGCAACCACAACCAUCAACUAGCGGUUUAUUCGGUGGCUCAAAUGCAUUCACUCAAAAUAAAUCAUUCGGAUUCGGCUCGGCCCCUCCUCAGCCCGGAUUAUUCGGCCAACAGCCGCAACAACAACCCGGAACCUCUCUUUUCCAAUCAAACACUAAUACAAUGUUAUUCGGAAGUAACGCUUUCGGAAACCAGACCACCGGCACUGUUAUUAAAUUCAAUCCGGUUACGGGGACCGACACCAUGCAAAAAAACGGGGUAACCCAGUCGAUAAGUACCAAACACCACUGCAUCACGUGCAUGAAAGAAUACGAGAAUAAAUCGCUGGAAGAGUUGCGAUUUGAGGACUAUUCGGUUAACCGGAAAGGACCCCAACAACAGGCCGGUUUCGGAAGCACCCCUUUCGGGGCUUCGACCACUACAACGCCCUCGCUUUUCGGGCAAACUGAUAACAAACCCGCCUUCGGACAACAACCGCAAGCAUUCGGCCAGGCGCCGGCUUUCGGACAAACAACACCAGCUUUCGGAUCGACCAACACGACAAGCACUCCGACUUUGUUCGGAAAACCGAACACUUUCGGCGCUACCACUAGCACCCCAAGUUUUGGGUUUAAUGUCACACCGGCAACCAACCCUUUCAGCGCUAAUCAAGGCGCCAAACCCUUCUCCCAACCCCUGUUCGGGACACAAACCACGCAAGCGCCCGCCACCUUCGGGGCCGGCGUUUUCGGCCAAACGAACACCCAGAAUCCUGCGACCAAUUUGUUUCAAAAACCGGCGCAGCCCACCACUGGGUUCAAUACCGCCCAGACGGGCUUUUCAUUUAAUCAAACGGGUACGACCCAGAGUUCGAAUUUGUUCCAAGUUUCGAAACCCAACACCGGUUUCGGAAUUUUCGGCCAAACUAACACGGGAACGACUGGGUUUGGCCAAACGAGUCAACCAGCUUUUGGCUCAAAUUUCGGCAAACUAACCCCUAGUACGUUCACACAACCUACUCAACCUACAUUUGGUACGAACUUGACCACCGGCUUGCAACAACAACCACUGUUCGGUGCUGCGACGGCAAAACCGCCGAGUCUUUUCGGCGGCACGACAACCGGAAGUGGUAGUCUUUUCUCUAAUAAUGUUUUUCAACAAACGCCGGCUUCGUACUCACUUAAUCUCAACCAGCAACAACCUGCUCACUUUCCGCCAGAAUCGGGCGACGACAAUAAAAGUAUCUCGCUGCUUGCAACUGAUAGCUUUCCCGAUGGGCCGUUCGUUUACGGUCUGGAGCCUAAACUUUUAGAUUCGAGUAAAAGUACCACGAACCCGCAGGAUAUUAAGGCGCUUUUGGAUUAUUCGAAAAAGAGGGAUGAGAGUGCAGGGGCGGGGUCGAAAAUCAAAGUUGACUUGCCGAGACCUAAACGAGGUACUAACUACAAUAAAGAGUUUUUCGAAACGAGCCAGAUGCUUAAAAGUUCACAUAAAUGCCUCGUUAUUCGUAAAUUCAACGACAGUAAUUCCACUAUUUACAAUAAAUACAACAAUGAGCUUAUCGAGGAAGCUGAGGAGUGUAUCAAAGCAUCGCCACCAAGUGAGGCCGGUACUUGUGUAAUUUUGAGCCCGCGGAGUCUUGUCACUGAGAAUGACUACACGGAAGAUCUGACCGAGACAGAUAUCACCAAAAGCAGGAGGAGUUUGAAGUUGCAAUUCGACCCAUCGGUCACUGACAGCGCCAGAACGAACAAGUCGUCCUAUUCGUUCGACGAUUCUAGUUACAGUCCCAAAACAGGUUCGAGCAAAACUAGCUUGAGUGAGUCAACGACUGCAAAGUCAACUCCUCGGUUCGGCAACGGGAGUAUAGGGAUAAACGACGACGAGACAAUCACGGACACGGUUCCUGAACUAGCUUUGACUGUGUCGACGACUGACACAGAAAGUACCGAGAAUCCCGCCGGUGUGGUACUGACACGACCGGAGUACUACAUGUACCCGGCUUUGAAAGACUUGCAUCAAUACAUGGAUGAAAACGGCGACUGUAUCGUGCAAGGACUGACGAUUGGGCGUCGGGGUUACGGCAAUGUCCAUUUCCCCGACCUGAUCAACAUCGCCAACAUGAACCUGGACGAAAUCGUACAUUUCCGUCACCGUGAAGUGAUUAUUUACCCCGAUGAUAACAAAAAACCCCCAGUGGGCGAAGGUCUAAACCGGCGCGCUCAAGUGACCUUAGACAAAAUUUACCCGCGGGAGAAGGGAACCAAUAACUACAUCACCGACGUCAAUCAAAUCAUCCAAACCAAUUUCGUCGACAACCUCAUGCAUGUCACGCAAAAGCACAACAGCAAGUUCGUCGAUUAUAGGCCCAACACCGGGUCGUGGGUCUUCAAAGUGAAGCAUUUCUCCAAAUACGCGUUCACGGACAGCGACGAGGAGGAAUGCGAAGUCUCGGCGGAUAAAACCGUCACUAAGAAGGCGCAAGACCUUUUGAAAAAGCUUGAUAAGGUGGACGAGGUGCCGCCACUUGGGUUAGGGGGCAGUGCCCAGGUAAGCAAAACGCGACUCAUGCAGGACUCGGAGGGUUUCGCCUCCGAGCCGACGUUACUCGACUUCUGGCCCGAAGAGGAUCAAUACACCAUUUCGGAGGAGAUGUACCACACAGAAUCGUCGAUCCAGACGCUCAAGUCGUCGCUUUUUGUCAAUUUGGAGAGUCAAGAACCGAAGAAGACGCAAAGUGUUCUCAAACAACAGCUAAUCCCGAGCAAGGUUAUUGUGACGCCUAAGGUCUACAAACUACCGGAUAUCAGACUGGCAAUCGUUCCGGAAAAAGUCACCACAACUCAAAAGUGUUACACGGAGAUGGGCGUCUUCCGCUGCAACACGUAUAAAGUGGGGUGGGGGAAAGGUUUCAAUUUCUAUAACUAUGAUCCUGUUGCUGACAACGAGGUGGUUUAUGCCCUCACUCAUUGUAACGUCGAUGUCAUGAAUGCGAACUCAGCAAUGCCAAACUUGACUGAUUUACUUAAAGUAACCCUUGAGGAAAGUGAUAUCGUGCUUGAUAAUAACCAAAUACCAACUCUUCGUAUUAAAUGCGACUUGAAUUACCUGCAAAAACAAACCGAUUUAUUCAACGAUUACGUAAAAACUCAGCCACUGUCAGGCCGGGAAAAGUACUAUUGUAGCGUUUGGAAUUUGUGUUUGGCGCUGUGGGGACCGGGCGAUAACACGCCUUGUAUGCGAAGACAGUACGUCAGUGACUGGUUGAGAAAAUUUUCGUACGAGUUAUCCGGCGACGUAACUUUGCAUGACCGAAUCGGUCGUGACGAAAGUGAGGCAUUUAAAACGAUUUUCAAACUAUUGUCAUUCCAUAAAAUUGCUGAAGCGAGCGAGUUGGCCGGUAGCAACAAUUUGAGUCAGUUGAGUCUGCUGAUCAGCCAGAUGAGUGCCAACGAGAGGGUGAAAGCCUGGUUGAGGAAAUACGUGGAGAGUUUUGAAUGGAGGGAGAGGGAUGUAAUCACUGAUGAUUUCAAAAGAUUGUAUUUGCUUCUUGCCGGCAUACCGGUGCAUGAAAUUAUAAACACUUGUGAGGAUCUGGACUGGAUGAGGAGUUUCGGGGUGCAUUUGUGGUACGUGGCCCCAGCUGCAGCUCCGAUUAGUGUGGCGUUUAAUUUGUAUAAGAAAGCGUUUGAGGAACUUGACUAUGCAGCAAAGCCGGUACCGCCGCACUGCGAGGCUGAUUCGCCAGUAAAACACUACGAUAUUCUCUACCAAAUUUUGACGCUUUAUGUUGAUGGUACGCAUCAAUUAUGUAAUGUUUUGCAUCCCGAAACACACACUGAUAAUCUCAUGGACUAUCGGCUUAGUUGGUUUUUGCUUCAAUUGUUUGCGUCAUUGCGAGUCGGGUUGAUUCGCGAGUCGGAAAAGGAUCACUUGCACACAACGUUCGCCACCCAGUUGGAGAACUUGGGCCUUUGGAAGUGGGCGAUCUUCUGCCUCCUCUUCCUUGAAAACAACUUGUUGAAAAAGAAUCUGGUGAUGAGAAUCCUUGAUAGGAAUCUCUCGACUCGAACCGAGUCAGUUGAGAGAGAACUUGUGAAGACUUUCAAAAUUCCCGCAUCUUGGAUCCACGAAAUCAAAGCUACGAAAGCCAAAAUCGCCGGUCGCUACUACGAGUACUUCCAGCACUACAUCUACAUGGGGAAGUGGCAAGAGGCCAAUGCCGCUUUUAUUGACAAUAUUUUACCCGAGCUGUUCAUUAACGAACAGUACGACUAUUUGAAUAGCUUUAUCAAUAAGAUCCAACCGUAUUCCAAUCUCCUAGUGAACUGGAACACGCAGGUUGGACUUGUUAAGGAAUUUCUGGAGUUGCAAGAAACAUUGGGUGGAAGUACCGAAGUGUCGUCCGUUGGGGGAAAACUAGCUUCCUUGUUCCGAAGAAUUAACUGCUUUCCGACUAAUAACGACAAACAGAAGCUGUUCGUUGUUGAACUUUCGCGAAAAUGUGCCUUGCUGUUUAAGAUUUUUCACAAGAGUUUAGAUAAUCCGGUGUUCCAAGCCAAGUUUGUUGAGAUUUUGAACAAUCUGGCCAUGCCUCCUGAUAUUAAGCAUUAUGAGUUCUUUCAUCUGUUCAACAAAUUCACCGUAGAGGAGCCAGAAAUUCGUUAGUUAUGUAUUUUUAAUAAUUGUCAUUUUAUGUUUAUUGUAAUUCCUUUCUGCUUAAUAAAUAUGUUAUUGUGGA